GCCGGUCUCCAGCAAUUCAGAAGAAACUUGGAGGCCAAGAUCGAGGCCAAUAGAACCGCAUCACUUCACGCCACCUGUUGGUUGCAUACAAUUGUACAGCCCAUGUAGAUCAUAGGCUCAGCCUCAGCACCUCGCGGGAUGUCAUCCCCAUAUAUACCAUCAGUUCAGCAACUAGAACCCCUUGAUUCUUUGAUUCUUCCCCAAUAAUACAAUCGGCAUAGCGGCAAGACACAAGAUGUCCGACCAUCCAGCCACUGCAUCCCUCCUGACCACGCUCGGCCUCCGCGCGACUCCCUCCUCACCCACCCCCAACCACGCAGCAGGUUAUAUCAUCGGCAACUGGUUCCUCGCCCACGGAAUACUCAACCCCCGAGCAGCCAUACGACGACUCGGGCAAGACCACAAUAAUGCUCCACGCGAGAAUCUGCUCAAAUACGGCGAAGCAGCCGUGCAAGCCGGCAAGAUCACCCGAGGCCAACUGAACCGACUCAAACGGCGGGAAGCUGCCUACGAGAAUGUCAUCGAGGGGUUUCCGCUAUUUAUCGCCGGGGUCCUUCUCGCCCUUCACGCAGGUGUCCCGACCGAGAUAAUCAACUGGAUUGGGUUGUGGUUCUCGGUGAUGCGGGUGGCAUAUGCAACCGCGGCCGUGGCGAUUGAAUCGGAACCACUGAACUUUGUGCCGUCGCUGCUGUGGUGGUUGGGCAACGUGAGUUGCCUCACAGCGUUGAUGUUGGCAGGGAAGAGGCUGUGAUUUUUCUUCCUCUUCUUGAGCUGAACAAGCUCUUUUGGGAAAGCUUCGCGAGUGGAAU
Messenger RNA from Aspergillus fijiensis CBS 313.89, 809 nucleotides. RefSeq lists its product as uncharacterized. The record is from RefSeq and is a predicted model, not a curated record. Gene Ontology annotation, cellular component: membrane. The coding region runs from base 236 to 751 and encodes 171 amino acids. Lineage: Eukaryota; Fungi; Ascomycota; Eurotiomycetes; Eurotiales; Aspergillaceae. The transcript has 4 exons.